This is a messenger RNA of Nematostella vectensis (starlet sea anemone), 2982 nucleotides long. RefSeq lists its product as uncharacterized. The transcript is spliced from 6 exons. Bases 183 to 2228 code for a protein of 681 amino acids. The record is from RefSeq and is a predicted model, not a curated record. NCBI's taxonomy places the organism in Eukaryota, Metazoa, Cnidaria, Anthozoa, Actiniaria, Edwardsiidae.
GAACGUGAAGCAAAUAAACUCAACAACAACAGUUCCAAGGAUCAAAUGACAAAUCUAGCCAAUGGAUGUAUUGUGGUGAAUUUAGCGGUCCAAGAACAGUCUUUAUUGAAACUUCGAUACGUUGUGAAGCUCAGAGGCAUAGUUUUUCAUAGGCUUGACGCUUUCGAUGCGUUAGCUUCAAUAUGGUAAAACCCGAACUGAAAUCGGAAGUUCUAAAACCGCCAUUGCUGCCUCCUACGAGUGGUGACUCGGAAAUAGACUUAGAGGGGAACAAAGUGGCAAAAGAAGAUUCAGAAGUUGGCCUUGUGGUACAUUUUGACACUGAAAGAAGCGCAAAAACGCCGAGAAUAUGUUUGUUUGCUGGUCUCUUCGUGUUUAUUCUCCUGGUCGGGUUUUUAGCCGUGUAUCUCAUUGGUAGGACGCAUGGAAACAGUCCUGAAGCCAGACAAGCCAAUAUGGCUGAUGACAUGGCUGUUGUUCCUGAACGUGAAGCUAACACAAGCUCCAUGUGGAAGCAGAAUGUUUCAUGGGAGACGAAGGAGGAAUUAUUCCAGCUUUCUGAUGCCAUUGGCAAUUCUGAUAACAUCAUUAGUUUGCGGCCUAUAUACAGGAAGGAUCUGCCUCCUGCAUAUAUUGCCUACUGGGAGUUAAAACUUCAUGGAAAAACAGGAGAAAGAUAUGUAAUCAUAUCAGCAGCUAAAGAGACCGGGGACCACCGGCUUGCCGAAGAGGGACCCGUCCCCAGUCCCAUUGACCUAAUGGCCGACCAGGCUGAGAGGCUUGGUUACCGAUGCCAUCGCGUGUACCGGCUGACGCCCACAGGGCUAAUGGUAUGCGAGGACAGAAACCUCAAGAGACUGGUGUCGGCAACCAACGAUAUCGUCAAUACGAACUCAAUGUUCUACAGUGUCAAGUGGCGCGCCCUGGACAAACAAGUGGCGAAUGCGUUGACGGGAUAUCGAAAGGACUGGCGGGAGCUCGCAAACAGAGUUAAAAAAUUGCCGGAGUGGAACCGUUUUAAGUGGCUAUCUAUGAAGUCAGGCAAAUGGCCGGUUCCGGAACCAACCCGAAUCUCAUCCGAAUCGUACGAAGAGAAGCACACGCACGAGAAUGGUGAAGACGCGGAUAAGCCGAAAGGGAAAUGGCACCGAAAUCGCUCCCGAAACAAACACAAACAACACCGCGAAGACGAUAACGAAGAGGAGGAGACCGAACUCGGGCUGCGUCCGGGCGAGAUCGUCCGCCUUCCGAUAGGCCGACACCUAAACGAAGUAUAUAUUCGUUUCUCGGGAUUCAGCAAAAUGAGUCGCCAUCCCUCGCGAAAAAGCACGAGCCGCUGGCAGCGCCGUCUUUGCCGCGUGUUGUGUGACGCGUGCGAGGGUUCUGAUUACACGCGCGUUAAGCGGAAAUACGUGAAGAAAACCCGAUUGGGAGAUCGUUAUAUCAAGCUCCGGAUCGAAUCCGAUUCACGUUUUGUCCGAAAGCAGCUCCAAGGACAAGAGAUUCGGUUCCGCAUUGAAGUGAUGACCGGCCGAUUGAAGAUCGUAGUGGUGAAUUACGGAAUCGUGUUAAAGUCCUCGCGCCAUCCGCGCUCUGUCGCCACCGAACUGUACAAGAUCCCACGACCCGAAUUGUUUCCAGACUUUCAACACUUCUCGCGCGGUACAUGCGCGGCAGGGUGUGGCGCGGCGGCCUGGGCUAUGAUUCUUGGUUACUAUGGUAACAUGGGGGAGCAGAUGGCUGGCACGACUCACAGGCAAAGUCCCCCGAACUCCACCACUCUCUCACCGAUGGCUAAGCGGACCUUUCUUCUUGUCGAGCGCAUCACACGAAAACUGAACCCCAACUGCAGUACGUCCACGGAGGCCGUGAGACGCAUCGGUCAGUCAAUCCAGGAUAUUUCCCACACCGCACUUACUCUCAUCACGGAGAACGACCAUGGCAAUACUGAAACUGCGACAAGCACAUCUUUACAGCUUCUAAAAAGCGGAGUGCCUGUGGUGAUGAGCAAGGAGCGCGGGGAUUCGGGCGAGCACCAGUACGCGGUUGCUACGCAACUGAGAGAAAGGCAGCGCCAAUACAGAGUAUGCGGCACAGAGUGUUCCGAGUGGCGAGAGGAGACUACAAGCGAAGUGUGCGUCCAUUCAUCCGGCACGGGUACACAGGCGUGCAAGUGGGAGAGCGCGGACACUCAUUUUGCAGGGGCUCUCGUCAAGAAAGGGACAUAAUGUGUUUAAGCGGAGCAACCCCGUGUAAAUAGUCCCGAAUUUCAGGCGAAAGAAGAAGAGAGACGGUUGUAAAUCACGUUUAGUGAUAAACUAUCAGAAGUCAAGGUUAUGCAAACUGGUAUCAUUACGUUGGUGGUUCUGUGGCGAGUCUGCCACUCUACGUGCACAGGGAACCCGUGAACUUGUACUUGGUACUGUAAAUGGAAGUCUGCGUUAACAACUUAAUAGACUCCAAAUUGUAACUCGAUGAUUGGUAUUCUAACGUUCAAGAAUUGAAUCUCUGUAGAUGUAACGAAUCCACUAGAAGAUAUCCGAACUCAAGCAAAUAUGGUUAAGCAGCAUGUAAACAUUUAUGAACACUCGCACUGGCAUUACUCGGGUUGAGAGCCUCAUACGUCUCUGUGCUUAGCUCAUCUCUGUGCUUACCCCCCCCUCCCCCCCCCCGUCGACCUCUCUGAAAGUGUGUCAUUUCAAAUUGAAGUUUCAUUAAAUAUUUUAGUUAUUUUCCAUAUGAUAUCUAUGACUAUGCACACCUCCCGCAAAUCCUGGCUAUACGCAUGUAUUAAUUUGUAUAGCUUGUAUUUGUUAACAAGCAUAGAUAGAGGUGGUUCGAUCUGAGAGACGUUCGAAGCUCUGGAACCAUGGUAAACUGGCCUUGGACAGUUUUUAUAAAAUAACUUUCAAGCAUUUUAAAUAUUGGUAUGUUACCCAUAGAAAUUGCUACUGAAAAUAAAAACCUAGAAGACAGAGUAAA